Pseudovirgaria hyperparasitica is the source of this 3696-nucleotide messenger RNA. Its product is annotated as Pkinase-domain-containing protein. Gene Ontology annotation, biological process: intracellular signal transduction; negative regulation of glycogen biosynthetic process; protein phosphorylation. The coding region runs from base 451 to 3459 and encodes 1002 amino acids. Lineage: Eukaryota; Fungi; Ascomycota; Dothideomycetes; Acrospermales; Acrospermaceae. Gene Ontology annotation, molecular function: protein serine/threonine kinase activity; ATP binding. The record is from RefSeq and is a predicted model, not a curated record. The transcript has 2 exons. Gene Ontology annotation, cellular component: nucleus; cytoplasm; cytosol.
CCUGGAACUUUGGCUCCCGCCCACAACACUCGACGUAGCUCUUGACAAGGCAAACAAAGCACAAGACUCUCUCUCUCCAGUGCCCCCUCUCUUUCUCUCCUUCUAAUCAUUCUUGGGGUCUCCAGGUCCCCUGUAGUUCCCGAGCACGAACAUGGCCUGGGUCUCUCAGGUCUUCGCCGCAUAAGACAGCAACCUUCGCUUCGAGUACAGCCAAAUGCAGGCACCGGCACUGCAUCCAAUUCACGUGCAGCAUCCUUGAACCUAUCACUCCCUCCCUCUCGCCGACCGUCGUCAACGUUGCCUUCUGGGCCUACUUCACCCGGUGCAUUCAAUUUCAGCGAAGACCUGACACGCUUUCCCUCCGAAUCGCUCCAUUCUUUCUCCUUCGCCCACCAAUCCGAAGAGUCCAUAUAUAGCCGACAGAACGUGCUAAAGAGAAGCAUAGAUUUCAUGCGAGACAAGGGUUGGGCCGCCAACAAUCCAGCCAUCUUGCAAGCUCAGGCGAAGCUCACGGGCGACACAGAAAUUCAGAGUAUGAUGGAAUUGUUGCAAAGAGCGAAUCUCAUAGGUCAAGAUGCGUCAAAUGCAGCUGCGCUCGGAGCUCUUGGUCCCAUCACUGGUCCAGCCAUUGCGAGUGGAGAGAACAUAUUCGAAAAGAGUUUUUUCCGAUCUGAAAGUCCGACUGACAUCAGAGAGGGGCAAUCGUCUGACGAAACUUCCCGUACAGUGUCCGGUGGAAGCUCUUCACAAAUGCAAGAGCCAAGUAGUGCUACCGUUAUGGACCAAGACCUCAUCAGCCCUACAGCAGACCCUCACACUUUCAGGUUUACAGCGUCACCGGAAUCACAUAGAUCCUCGGGUCGUGGUCCACGAGCCUCCUUGAAGCGAACCUACACUGAUAUUGGGCCCCUUACUCUACAAACAAAACUCAAUGACGCACUCGCACAACCAUACAUUGUUGGGGAGGACCCGAAACUCGACCAGAUCAUACAACCAAGCGCCCUCAUCACAUCUCCUCAGCCAAUGUCAGCUAUAGCUCCACCAUCAGGACACCCAGCACCACAUGGUCACGGCAACCGGUGGUCGCCAGCGGCACAAGCUAUCUUCACAACAGACGCAAAAUACCCUUGGACCAUUACUUCGGCAAACGAUCUCGCAUGUUUGGUAUUUGGAGUGACAAGAGCAGAGGUGCGGAAACUCGGUAUACUAGAAGUGGUACGAGAAGAACGUCGGAAAUGGCUAGAAGAGAAGCUUAAAGACCCUGACUUGGGCUCCACGAAACGUGACAUACCAGUACAUCCAAACCACCCACCUCCUGUCGCCAGUCUCGCGAUGGGCAAUGGUGUCACUGCUCGCCUUUUGAAGAAACCGCCGUCCAGAAUCUCGAAAGCCCGAUCGCAGACAGACGAUGGGGCUGGAUCCUCAUAUAGCCGUGCCACCACCACCAAGGCCAACCCAAACCACACGGCUCACAAAAGUCGGGGCGUCAUCCUAUGUGGAGAUGUCGUACCGAUUCAGAAACGCAACGGGGCAGUUGGCUCUGCCAGCUUGUGGGUCAAAGAGAAGCGUGGUGGACUGAUUUGGGUUCUAGAAGAGAUUGCAGAAGAUGUCGUCGAACUGACUGUCGAUGAGGUUGGCUGCGUGGUGAAGAGUUCUGGUGCAACAGGAGCAAUAUGGGGUGGUGAUCGCAUCCGACGAGGCAUGGAUGUCCAGAGGUUAAUACCAGGAAUUCCAAAACGGGCAGGCACGAAUACGGGCGCACUUGACUACGAUAAAAUCAACGAGUUGCGCAACUUCACCGCACAUACAUCCAACAGCAUCAACAUCCCAAUCUGCGUGGAGCCGAUGCUCAACGAGCCGACGUUUCGCGUCUCCAGCUUCCCGCACAUUGCAGGCAUCGUGGUCCUCCGUGCAGCGUCUCUCGAAGUCGCAAGCUCAAAUACUGUUUUCCUUUCGGCACUCUUCGGUCAGGCGAAACCAGAGGGCUUGCACGUUAACCAGCUCAUUCCCUCGUUCGAUCGCAUCCUCGGUGUCAUGACUGACGAGGACAAUGUUGACCUGGUUGACGGCAUUGUGAUUCCGGAACACAGCUUCAGACGUGCAAGGGCGCUGUUGGCGAUGCGCGAAGGCAAAACAGAUGCGGCGGCCUCUUUAUUUCUGAAGCCUAGUGGGUUGCCUGCGCUGCACCGUGAUGGCUCGGAAAUCAUGGUGGACGUACAGAUGCGCGUAGUCAAAAGCGACAAGUCGCCGACAAAGUCUAGCUCAAACACGCUCGAUGAAAGGCAUGAAGAGGAUGAAGAGAGUGUACAAAGCAAGCCCUCGGACAUUGUAUAUGCGUUGUGGGUGACAUAUUCGCGCCACCUGCACGCUACAAAUCACGGGGUCGGCCCCGUCACGCAGCCGAUGUCUCGGCCAGGCACACCACCCCGUCAGCCAUCACCAGGCCAGUCAGUCAUUCCUGCACCAGCCCCAGAGGCCGAUGACUCCGACGACGCCGAUACAAAAGCCUUGCCACUACCAAUCUCAAUCUUGUCACAACAACUGAAAGAAGCCCAAUCUGAUUCUGUACCAAACAUGCCAGACAUUGCCGCACUCGGCGCCGCAUCAGAGAAAACCACACUGGCGGCCGCUGCGCCGCCAAGGAAGAAGAGUAUCAACGAUUUCGCAAUAAUAGAAGAGAUGGGACAGGGCGCGUAUGGCCAAGUCAAGCUUUGUCGAUACAAGGGAAACUCCAAGAAGGCCGUCAUCAAGUACGUGACUAAGCGACGCAUCCUUGUCGAUACGUGGACCCGAGAUCGCAGACUGGGAACGGUUCCGCUGGAGAUCCACGUCCUCGACUACCUACGACGAGACGGCUUCAAGCACCCAAACAUUGUCGAGAUGGCCGACUUCUUUGAGGAUGAUGUCAACUAUUACAUCGAAAUGGUGCCACAUGGGCUGCCCGGCAUGGAUCUCUUCGACUACAUAGAGCUGAGAGUGAAUAUGGAGGAACUGGAAUGCCGCAACAUCUUCAUCCAGGUCGCCGAAGCCAUACAUCAUCUCCAUACCAGAGCAAAGGUUGUGCAUCGUGACAUCAAGGACGAGAAUGUCAUUCUCGAUGGCGAAGGCAACAUCAAGCUCAUCGACUUUGGAAGCGCAGCAUAUAUCAAGAAUGGACCCUUUGACGUCUUUGUCGGGACCAUAGAUUACGCUGCGCCAGAAGUCCUUGCCGGUAAAUCUUACCGAGGCAAAGAGCAAGAUGUGUGGGCCCUCGGCAUUCUCUUAUACACCAUCGUCUACAAGGAAAACCCAUUCUAUAGCAUCGACGAGAUCAUGGAUCACGAUCUGCGCGUUCCGUACGUGAUGAGCAACGAGAGCAUCGACCUCAUCCGCAAGAUGCUGAACCGCGACGUCGACAAUCGCAUCACCAUUGGCCAGGUGCUAGAACAUCCGUGGUGCCACAUGCAGAUUGAGAAAUAGACCACGCAACGCAACGCACCGCACCGUAUACACAGAGGCAAGCGGCUUCACUAUGCCUGAUGCUGUGAAGCGCAGCUGAAUUGUUCAAGAGGGCAAAUAUCAUGCCUCGCCACGACCGACUUACCAUCUCAUUACAUCAGUGUGUAAUCCUCGGACACUUUUUUUUUCUUCUUUCGAAACCUCGGCAGAUAUCUUGUUUCCGUAAUAGGCUUUGGCGCAAAUCACGCAUUCCCAGUU